CAGAACCACAAUAAAACGCGAACGACCUGGUUCACUGAUGUUAUCAAAUCCAGAAUGACUGGGUUUAUUUUCUUCUCUAGUUCGAAUCACCGCAAGAUCACCAACGACUGCUUAACUGAUCUCGGUGUGCGUGUACCUGCUCUAGUUCGCACGGAGUCGCAGACGACAUGAAUGCCAAAACAAGUUCUGGAGCGCAUCCAUCUGCUCGAGGGCAUUCGAGUUCGUAAAGGUUUGUUGCAACAUCCAUCACCAGGCUCUCGUCACAUGGGCUUCUCAUUGUUACGAUGCAGCUAGAAUUCGGCACGGCCUGGAUUGGCACAGUGAUCUCGGAUCCGCUGAGUUCCAGAAGAAGCGUGAUACGAUUGUCCGUGGCUCAGUUAAUAAACCAGUGCCAAGCCGUCAAGAACGAAACAAAAAAGCUUGAUUGCUAUCCGUGCUGACGACUCAUUCUGACACAAGGAUGCACUAGGCGCCUCUGGACGUGUGAAUGGAAUGUUUCUGUACUUGCUCACCCUCCGGGUCAUUCAUUGGCUCACGGAGGGAAUGCUUCAACAUGGCAUGACACACUUGGCGUGCUGAAACACCAAGCUCUGACGCGCAAGCCCGCACCUGCGGCCAUCGUGCAUGGAUUCCGUACGGUCAAAGUCGUGCAUUUACAAGCAUGAAUCGACAGUUGGAAGCAGCACGUGUGAUAUCUUGGCAUCCGAAACUGACCGUCGUCGUCAGCCUCUGCUUUCCCAAGGUCUCCCGGCCAGUAACCAGACCUGGUUGUAACAACAGACCGAUCUUUGUUUGCGGCCGAAGCUACCGCGAAACCAUGGGCAACGUAAGCCUUGCCCCGAUAGUUUGUGUUUCUUCUCAGCUAUAUCAUCUCGAUCUAUCAUCUGCCUGGAUAUGCUCAUUGCAUUAACAUAUUUCGCAUUCUUCUACUCGGCAGGACCGAACUUCCAUCUCUCGCAAUCGUCCGCUAUAUCGAAUUACUCUCAUUCUCGUCUUCUUUGUUUCUUGUCUGCAGAAUCCAUUCCGGAAGGGGAAAAAAAUAAACAUUAAAAAUAAAAAAUCAUCAUGCUCUUCACUCGGCUCAUUCUUCUCGGCUGUGCCGCGAUUGCUGCCGCGAAAGGGAACAGCACGGCAGAACACCACAUGGAUGGAGCUCGAAAUGGCACCCACAUGGCCAAUACAGAGCGUCGCCAAUGUGCCGAGAUUGCUGAAAUCACGGCCAUAGUAAACCUGGUGAACAAUGCCACGGAACUGGCCAAGUUUGAGACCCGCCACAACCUGAGCCAGAGUGACAUAGCCGAAAUCAAGUCAAAGGCCGCCACCGACGAGGCCAAGCUGAAGGCUCUGCAGAGCAACUCGACACUCAUGCAGGAGUGCGCCGUCAUGGCGGCCGGCAUGAAACUCCGGGCACAGUGUCGUGAGAUCAAGGAGCUGACUAUGCUGUCGGACCUUGCCAACAACCAGACCGCGCUGCAGGAGUUCCAGACAAAGCACAACCUCACCGCCGCCGAGAUGACCAAAUUCACGGAUCGGGCCAAGAACGCGACCGAGAAGCUGGCCACGCUUCAGAAGAACACCACGCUGGUUGCAGCCUGCAAGUCAACGAACCAGUCGCAAAGCAGUAAGUUUUCCUGAGUGCCAAGGUCGAGUCGCCUCGCUCGACAUGAUCAUCAAGUCAAAUGGCAAGCAUUGUUUGACCAGGUUCGUGGUAUUGGGGGACGCAACAUUAUUGCGAGGCGUCCUCCAGCAGCCGGAUCAAGUCAUGCAAAAUUUUUUUUUGUUUGCCUUCUGCGCCUUUCGACCAUCUUUGGCGACCCGCAGACUGACCUUGAUUACAGCCUCCAGCCAAGGUGUUAUUGGAGAAGAAAAGAGCAGCGCGGGUAGCUCGAUGACGGCCACUUCCACGCUCCAGAUAGUCUGCAGCUCAUUAUUCGUGGCCGUGUUGACGGUCCUGGUAGCGAGUUUACAGUAUUGAGCCGAUGGGGGAGUGUUUAACACACUUCGUUGAUUGGGCUGUUGUGGCACCCAACCUUCUUGAAUUUGAUUUUUCAUCUCUGGUUGUCCACAUGAAAAGCAAUAUGUAUGCAUGCAUCGGCCAGCAUGCUGCCAGCGUCAGGGGAGAUAGGGGGUGUGGGACGUUGCGGCAUCACGGGAUGGAACAAUUCGCGUGGGAGACAGACUCCCAAAGUCAUGCCAACGAUCGUUCAGAAUAAAGACAACCGAUCAUAAAUCUGAUCAAAAUUCAAUUUACAAAUGUAUAUUAUCAAGUUAGACAUUCUUAUAAUC
Messenger RNA from Verruconis gallopava, 2286 nucleotides. RefSeq lists its product as hypothetical. NCBI's taxonomy places the organism in Eukaryota, Fungi, Ascomycota, Dothideomycetes, Venturiales, Sympoventuriaceae. The record is from RefSeq and is a predicted model, not a curated record. The transcript is spliced from 2 exons. The coding region runs from base 1066 to 1635 and encodes 189 amino acids.